Molecule: messenger RNA, 486 nt
Organism: Paramecium sonneborni
Lineage: Eukaryota; Ciliophora; Oligohymenophorea; Peniculida; Parameciidae
Source: the annotation of a GenBank genome assembly
AAAUAUUAUAAUAUAAAAUAAUGAACGCAUAAUCACUUGAAACAACGAAAACAUAGAAUAUGAAGGACUAUAAAGCAUAGCAUAAAUUGGAAGAUAGAAAGAAGAGAGUAUAACAAUAUAAAGAAAAAUACCCAGAAAUGACGCCUAUGGUUGUUUAAAAGCAUCCAAAAGCAAAGAUAGUAUCAUUAACAAGACCUUAGUAUAUAAUUAAAAAUAAUAUAGAUUUUUGGUUAAUCAAACAGUCAAGUUUUCAGAUUUUAAAAACUAAAUCAGAGCAAAACUUUAAUUAUCACCUUAAUAAACAUUGUUUUUCUAUUGUGGAAAUAAUAUAAUAUCUGAUGGUAAUAUUUAUAUUAAAUAUAGAUAUUUCACUUUAAGAAUUAUAUAAUAAAUAUAAAGAUAAAGAGGAUGAAUUUCUAUAUUUGAAUUAUUCUGAUUGUGAAGUUUUUGGGAAUUGAAAUAAUUGAUAUUCAUAUAAAUAAGUAC